Messenger RNA from Symsagittifera roscoffensis, 2941 nucleotides. RefSeq names its product tyrosine-protein kinase Shark-like. The transcript is spliced from 8 exons. Lineage: Eukaryota; Metazoa; Xenacoelomorpha; Acoela; Convolutidae. Gene Ontology annotation, molecular function: protein binding; ATP binding; protein tyrosine kinase activity. The coding region runs from base 137 to 2794 and encodes 885 amino acids. Gene Ontology annotation, biological process: protein phosphorylation. The record is from RefSeq and is a predicted model, not a curated record.
GAUGUUUCACUCAAGCUUGCCGUAUUGGAAAAUUUGGUUCUAUCUGAUGAUCACCAGAAAAAAUGACAGCUCAAGUUUUUGGUAUCAAACUAUCUCUAAUUUGACUGUCAAAUGAAAAGCAAUACGCCCAGUCCAGAUGAACAGACCAUACGUUAAUGUUGAUGAAGAAUUGAAAACUGAACGGUCUCUUCAUUCCAAAUUAUCCGAGCUUUCAUGGUACCAUGGAAAGUUGUCACGUGAGCGAGCUGAAAGCUUAUUAUUGUCUAAAACAAACGGAAGUUAUCUAAUCCGAGAAAGCAGCUCAUACAGUAAAUCUGUUGUUCUGUCAGCUGUUUUUAACCAAGUUAUUGUUCACUAUCAAAUAUUGAGAGAUGUGUUUUGUGUGUUCUGUCUUGAUGAUAACAACCUUCAACCAUUCAUUGGACUAGAUUCUCUCUUGAAUUAUCUGAAAAAUCCUCAAAACAAGAGCAACAAAGACGCGCUGUUACCCCAAUCUCUUACUUCAUUCGUACCUGGGGAUGUAGCUCCUUUUGAUUAUCUUGCAUUCACUCCAAAUUCUUUACUACACGAGCAAUGCAAAUAUGGGGAUGUUAAAACAGUCCGUGCAAUUUUGUGCUCAUCGCAGUUUGAUAAAAAGAGCCUCAAUUGGCGAAAUCAAAGCGGCCAGACGGCUUUACACGUAGCUGCUAAAAGUGGCCACACAGAAAUUGUUCGUAUGCUUGUAAACUCAGGGGCUUUCAUCGAAAAUAUAAACAGUAGUGGAGAAACAGCCCUGCAUGUAGCUUGCAAAGAAGGCCAUUUUUCAGUAGUGACAGCCUUAAUUCAGCAUGGCGCUGCAGUUAAUGGGUUUUGCGUAUCCAGCAAGUCAACGUCUUUGCAUUUGGCUGCCAUCAACAAUCACUUCAAAAUUUUUGAGUGGCUUGUGCAGAAUAGAGCAGCUUUGUUUGCAGUGAACAAUGAGAGGAAGACGCCCCUGGAUUUGGGGAGGGAGAAAGGUCACUCGGACAUAGUAGAGUACAUUAUAUCACACAAGUUUCACCAGCCCAAGUUCACUCUCGACCAGUUCAUGCAUCCAGAAUUGUCACGAUAUCAAGCCCACGACAUUCUGAAGGACCACGGGAGUGAAGAUGGAAUGUUUCUGGUUCGUGGCAGCAAGAGGUGUCUGGGACCAGUUUUGUCCCUGAUGUCGAAGAACCACCUGCUCAACUACGAAAUACAGAAACGACUGUUCCAAAUUGGAGAGAAGGAAGUGGAGAUGUUUGCCAUAGACGACAGUCCAUUUUCCCCCUCCCUGGAACUACUGGUGGACUACUUCUCUUGUGAGAAGAGCAUGGCCUCUUUCAAACUCAGCAAACCAGUUGGGCCCAUACUCAGAGAGCCCCUCACCAUCGAUACCUCAAAUGGUGCACAGACGGAGAUGCUGAAAAGCGAGGAAACAGGGGCAGGCGAUAAUCUGAUGGCACAGAAUGCUGUGCUUAUUGCGCCUGAUGAACUCAUAUUCGGAAGAACACUUGGCCAGGGUGCCUAUGGAGAGGUGGUUGAGGCCAUGUGGACCAGAAAGGGAUCUCUGUCGCCCUCCUUCAACCAAGGAGACACCAUGACAGCUGCUUCCUCCGCCUGCAGUCCAGCGAGUGAACAUGUAGCAGUGAAGAAGAUAAUGGCGAUGAAAGACUCCAACUGCCAGAUCGAUUUCCUCUCUGAAGUGAGGGCUCUCUUCAACAUACACCACCCGGGCAUAGUGAAACUCAUUGGGAUCUCAUUUGGACCGCCUGUCAUGCUGAUAACUGAGUUGGUGUGUGGAGGCAGUCUGCUGGACUUCCUGAUAGACAGUGGGGACACUGUGACUCUGCAGCAGAUGGUGGCCUGGAGUGCCCAGAUAGCCAGACCCAUGGCAUACUUGGAGGCCAGGAAACUUAUACACAGAGACCUCGCAGCACGCAAUAUACUCCUCAAGUCCUACAAAAUGUGCAAGCUGUGUGACUUUGGACUGAGUCGGAUGGUGGGGGAGGGGAAGGAGUACUACGUGGCCACUAAGGGGGGCAAGUGGCCCCUGAGGUGGUACGCGCCAGAGAGUGUCAACCGGUGGCACUUCUCCUCUGCCUCUGACGUCUGGUCUUUCGCAGUCACCAUGCACGAGAUAUUCUCAUAUGGACAGCAACCUUAUGGAGAUCUAUCUUGGCAACAGGUGUUUGACCUGAUAGACGAAGGUCAGCGUCUCUCCCAGCCGGCUGGGUGCCCGGACGCCAUCUACCAGAUCAUGAUGUCCUGUUGGGAAUAUCAGCCGGCCGACCGACCCACCUUCGCCGAACUCACCAAUCUAUUCAUGUCGCCCCAAUUUCUAGCUGCAUUCUCAAUACCUGCCAAAGCAAUCACAGACCCUCUUUCUUCUACACACCCCGGCGGCGGAAAAAGUAUCCCGGGAUCGCCGGUUAAAAAAGUUACAAUAUGUGCCAAUAAACCAGAUACCACAAGCAAUGAAAAUGUGCAACAAAGCAGCCUUAAUAAUAAUAAUAGCAACAGUAGUCAGCUGCAAAUGACUGGUUCAGGAUACACGACUGGAAGUAGCAGUGGAUACGGUUCUCUAGUCAAGUAUGUCGAGACUUCUUCCAAGAUGGUCGAGGUGGAAGUUUACGAACCCCAAACCAGAGAAGCGAAGGUUGUUAAUAUUAGCGAGGAAGUCUCAAAUGGCAAUGAAAAGACAGAAAAAGAACCAACUGAUGCUAUCAAGCCCCCAGAUAAACUAGUAGUUAAAGACUCUAUGCUGAAAAUAAAGCGACCUUCAAAGAUUGUUUAGUCUCUCUUUAAUGUACACUUCUUCGUUAUUUAACUUAAACUUGACGCAACAAUUGUGAACUUAAAUUUAUGUUUCAGUAUGAGUAGAUAGAUCGAGUGAAUUUAGUUAGUUGCUCUGAGUUUUGAAUUGACACUCUUUCGCGUUUUA